Oryzias melastigma (Indian medaka) is the source of this 4494-nucleotide messenger RNA. RefSeq names its product exportin 4 (gene xpo4). Bases 1 to 3456 code for a protein of 1151 amino acids. Lineage: Eukaryota; Metazoa; Chordata; Actinopteri; Beloniformes; Adrianichthyidae. Gene Ontology annotation, cellular component: nuclear pore; cytoplasm. Gene Ontology annotation, biological process: protein export from nucleus. The record is from RefSeq and is a predicted model, not a curated record. The transcript has 24 exons. Gene Ontology annotation, molecular function: nuclear export signal receptor activity.
AUGAUGGCGGCGGUCGGUGCAGCUGAAGUGAUCACACAGCUGGAAAGCGCUGCCAAAGUUUUAAUGGCACCGCCGUCCAUGGUCAGCACAGAGCAGAGGCAGCAUGCUGAACACGUCUUCCUCUCCUUCAGGAAGUCCAAGUCUCCGUUUGCCAUUUGCAAACACAUUCUGGAGACCAGCAAGGUGGACUAUGUGUUGUUCCAGGCGGCCACAGCCAUCAUGGAGGCCGUGGUGCGUGAAUGGAUCCUGCUGGAGAAGAGCAGCAUCGAGUCUCUGCGCGCGUUCCUCCUCACCUACGUCUUACAGAGACCCAACCUGCAGAAGUACGUCCGUGAGCAGAUCCUGCUGGCCGUCGCCGUCAUCGUGAAGCGAGGCUCUCUGGACAAAAGCAUCAGCUGCAAAGGCAUCUUUCAUGAAGUGGGGCAGCUGAUCAGCAGCGGGAACCCCACAGUGCAAACUCUGGCCUGCUCCAUCCUGACGGCUCUCCUCAGCGAGUUCUCCAGCUCCAGUAAGACCAGCAGCAUCGGCCUCAGCAUGGAGUUUCACGGCAACUGCAAGCGUCUGUUCCAGGAGGACGGCCUGCGCCAGAUCUUCAUGAUGACCAUGGAGGUGCUGCAGGAGUUCAACCGCAGAGAAAACCUCAACGCUCAGAUGUCCUGCGUAUUCCAGCGCUUCUUGUCUCUGGCCAAUCAGGUGCUCAGCUGGAACUUCCUGCCUCCUAAUCUGGGGCGCCACUACAUCGCCAUGUUCGAGGCCACGCAGAACGUCACGCUCAAGCCUACGGAGUCCUGGAGGGAAGCGCUGCUGGACACCCGCAUCAUGGACCUCUUCUUCACUGUGCACAGGAAGAUCCGGGAAGACUCGGACAUGGCUCAGGAUUCUCUCCAAUGCCUGGCCCAGCUGGCCUCCAUGCACGGGCCCAUCUUCCCAGAUGAGAGCGCCCAGAUCUCCUACCUGGCCCACAUGGUGGAGGGCUUCCUCAGCAUGAUCAACGGGAUUGAGAUUGAGGAUUCUGAGGCUGUGGGUAUCUCCAACAUCAUUUCUAAUCUGAUCACCAUGUUUCCACGGAGCAUCUUAACCGCACUACCCAGCGAACUCUUCACUUCCUUCAUCAACUGCCUCACUCUGCUCACAUGCUCGUUUGGACGCAGCGCCGCCCUGGAGGAGGUGCUGGAUAAGGACGACAUGGUUUACAUGGAGGCCUACGACAAGCUGCUGGAGUCGUGGCUGAAGCUGGUGCAGGACGAGCAGCAUUUCCCGCGAGGCUGCUUUGUCCAGCCAGCCAUCCAGGUCUUCAACUCCUACAUACAGUGUCACUUGGCAGCUCCUGACGGCACCCGCAAUCUGUCUGUCAACGGCAUAUCGUCUCAUGAAGAGGAGGAGAUUAACGAGCUGCAGGAAGAUGACAGAGAGCUGUUUUCAGACCAGCUGUCCAGCAUCGGCAUGCUGGGACGUGUGGCGGCUGACCACUGUAUCCCUCUGCUCACAAGCCUUCUGGAGGACCGCGUCAACCGGCUCCACGGCCAGCUCCAGAGGACUCAGCAGCACCUGAUGGCCUCAACUGACCUGGAAUCAGUGGACCGCAAAGUCCUGGACGACCUCUAUGAGGACAUCCACUGGCUCAUCCUGGUUUCCGGGUAUCUGCUUGCGGACGAUCCUCAGGGAGAAACCCCGCUGAUCCCCACCGAGGUGAUGGAGUUCUCCAUCAAGCAUUCGACAGAAGUAGAUCUCAACACCACCCUGCAGAUUCUGGGGUCACCGGGCGAAAAGGCCUCCUCCAUACCGGGCUUCCACCGCACAGACUCCGUCAUCAGGUUGCUGUCCGCAGUCUUAAGAACGUCAGAGGUGGAGUCCAGAGCGACCAGAGCGAGCCUGACGGAGCUGCUGAGCCCUCAGAUGGGGAAGGACAUCGUGUGGUUCCUCAGACGCUGGGCAAAGUCGUAUCUGCUUGUGGAUGAGAAGCUCUACCAGCAGAUCAGUAUCCCACUGAGCACAGCAUUCGGGGUAGACACAGAAGGCGCCCAGUGGAUUGUGGGAUAUCUGCUGGAGAAGGUGAUCAAUAACCUGUCGGUGUGGAGCUCAGAGACGGAUCUGGCUAACGACACUGUGGAGCUGCUGGUGACGCUGGUAGAGAAAAGAGAGCGAGCAAACAUCGUGGUUCAGUGUGAGAGCUGGUGGAGUCUGGCCAAGCAGUUCGCCAGCCGCAGCCCCCCCCUGCACAUGCUGUCCAGCUGCGUGCAGAGGUCCCUGAUGAAAGCUCUGGUCCUGGGGGGCUUCGCUCAGAUGGACUCCGACACCAAGCAGCAAUACUGGGCAGAGGUUCUUCAUCCGCUCCAGCAGCGUUUUCUCAACCUCAUCAACCAGGAGAAUUUUGCUCAGAUCAGCCAAGAAGAAGCUGUCAAACAGGAGAUCGUCGCCACGCUGGAGGCGCUGUGCGGCAUCGCAGAGGCGACACAGAUAGACAACGUAGCCUCGCUCUUCUCUUUCCUCAUGGACUUCCUGUCCAGCUGCAUCGGCCUCAUGGAGGUUUACAGCAACACGCCAGAGACCAUCAACCUCAUCAUUGAGGUUUUUGUGGAGGUGGCUCACAAGCAGAUCUGCUACCUGGGGGAGAUGAAGUCCAUGAAGCUGUACGAGUUGUGUCUGACGCUGCUGCAGGUCUACUCCAAAAACAACCAGAGCAGGAAGCGGGGCGACGCCACCGCGGAGGAGGACCAGUACCAGGACCUGCUGCUCAUCAUGGAGCUGCUCACAAACCUGCUGUCCAAAGAGUUCAUCGACUUCAGCGACACCGACGAGGUGUUCAGGAACCAGGACCAGGGAACGCCGGCGUCCAACCGGACGGUCUCAGCCGCAGACGUCGUCCUUUAUGGAGUCAAUAUAGUUCUUCCUCUCAUGUCUCAGGAUCUUCUGAAGUUUCCCUCUUUGUGUAACCAGUACUACAAGCUCAUCACCUUCAUCUGCGAGAUCUUUCCAGAGAAGAUCCCACAGCUGCCUGAAGACCUCUUCAAGAGCCUCAUGUUUUCUCUGGAGCUCGGCAUGACCUCAAUGGGUUCAGAAAUCAGCCAGUUGUGUCUGGAGGCUUUGUCUCCUCUGACUGAACAAUGCGCCAAAAACCAGGAGAAGGACUCGCCCCUCUUCAUCGCUACCCGGCACUUCCUCAAGCUGGUGUUUGACAUGCUGGUCCUGCAGAAGCACAACACAGAGAUGACCGUGGCCGCAGGAGAAGCUCUUUACACACUCGUGUGCCUGCAUCAGGUGGAGUACUCUGAGCUGGUGGAGACUCUGCUGUCCUCUCAGAGAGACGCCAUCAUCUACCAGCGGCUGGCCGACGCCUUCAACAAGCUGACCGCCAGCAGCACGCCGCCCACCAUGGAUCGCAAACAGAAGCUCGCCUUCCUCAAGAGUCUGGAGGAAUUCGUGGCCAACGUGGGCGGCCUGCUCUGCGUUAAAUAACCACUGGACAACAUCGCUGGCCUUGACUUGUCCUGAAAAUCAACCAAUGAAAGACUGACCCCGCCUCCUCUGUGGGAACUUUGCCUCGGACGAUGCGGCUUGAAGCCUCGGAGGAGCUUCUAGUCUGAAUGUUUACCCCGUUUUCAGUGGGAACUCCUUUUUUUUUAAUCCUCUCGUGCCCGUUGCACCUGCCUGUCCCGCUGCUCCUCCAGCAUGUUUAGCAUAGUUACUGUGGUAACCACGGAGACUGAACUGCUCGACAGAGACCUGGUUGAAGGUUUCCGGCCUCUCAAAUUGCAGAGGUUGCUUUUUACGACAAAACCCCCCCGUUCCUCCGCCUUUUAUUCAGUACGAUGAAAGCUUCUGGAAGCUGCGCACAAACACACUCACAGGAACACAGAGGGAAGAGACUGACUGUGUUCAGGUUAGGUUUUAGAGGGGCCAUUUUUGAUGUCUUUUAAUGAGGAUCGCCAUGACGCACACAAACACACACCACCCUGUCCUUUCCAGAGUGCCUUGAUGUUGUCGAUUGUUCUGUGGGUGUGUUUGUGUGCGACAGAGUGCCUGCGGUUUGCCAAGAGUUAUGAAAAAGUGUCAUUAUUUUUCUGACAGUUUCCUGACUUUGUUUUUAAACAAGCUGGAGUGACUUCUCAUUUUUGGCCAGUAGAUGGCAGUCUGCACGAGUUAGAGAUCCGAGCAUCACUCACCAUGGUGACCUUUGCAGAUUUCAUUUUGUUUUUUUUACCUGGAGAGACGUUGGGCUUUAAUGACGACACAAAAAGGCCUGACGGGAUGGAGGGUCGACGGGAUCAUUUGAGGGUUUUCCUCCUCAGCAUCACUGUUCAACACACACUGGAGACUGGCAUGAAGGACAGCAAUAACAAACCAAAUAAAAAGGAGCAGAGCCACUUCUCAAAGCAUUAUUUUGGAGAUCCAUCUCAGUCGGAGCACUAUCCCAGUAAUUGUAGAUGGCUGUUUUUGUUAAUGAAGUGUAAAAGUGUACAUAAAGUUAUUGUAUAAAAGGUUCUGGCCUCUUCA